GAGAGGUGAGCGAAGUGUUCACACGACGAGUGCGUCGCUUUGAGAGCGUAGCAAAAAUGAGCCGCUUGUGAAAGCCGUCAAAGUUGGACUUACUUCGAUUUUGUUUUCGCUUUUUAUUUCUUAUUAUUUUGUAUUAAAACGUUGAUUUCCGGAGGAGUCAGCAAACAGUUGGAAACUUCAUAAAUCACGCCAUCCUUCAAGGAUGGACAAAUCCACAACGAUGAAAGUUAUGGUUGUUCUCUUCUGUGCUUUGAACCUUGGGAUUCAUGGGGCAGCAGAGAUCGCGUCAAUGGGAGAGCUGCAGCAGAACCGUACAGCAAGACAGCUGAACUGUAUGGAGAACCACGAAUAUCCUCACAAUGGCUUCUGCUGCAAGAACUGUGAAGCUGGCACUUAUGUGAGUGAGAAGUGUACUACGGAUCAGGAGAAGGGCACAUGUACCCCAUGUAAGCAGGGCACGUAUGCUGAACACCCUACGGGCAUGGAGCAGUGUCUGCAGUGCAGCCAGUGCCACAGGGAUCAGAUUGUGGUAGCAGACUGCACCAGCACAAGCAACACCAAAUGUGAAUGCAAGAGUGGUUUCUACUGCUUGCCGGACGAGCCAUGCGAAGUGUGCAAGAAGUGCAAAGAGUGCAAAGAUGAUGAGGAAGUAGUGAGCAAAUGCACAGCCACGUCCAAUGCAAAGUGCAGGAAACGGACUAUAGGUCCAACGGAAGAACCAUCGGGCCAGCCAACGCCGUCCAGUGACAGUGGGCCUAUAGUUGCAGUCGUUGUUGUACCGUUGUUGAUCUUGGUGCUUCUGGUCGUGCUCCUACUUUGGUUUAUCUGGAAAAAGCGCCAACGUAGACAAAGUGAAACUGCUGAUUUGAAUGAGGUGAAGGUUCCAAUCGAUGUUGUGUGCCCAAAAUCCGAUGAGGAGCAAGAGAACAGCCGCAAUGCUGGACUAGAGAGAACGGAGGUGGAACGUCCAGAGUCCCGCCCAUUGUUGUCUCAAGAAACCCAGGAAACGAGCAAGAGCAUGCCCGUGGAAGAUGAUGAUCGGGGAUUGGGCGACAGCUUGCCAAACACGACCAGCUCUUCCCAAACGAGCCUGUCUGCCAUCCCUCUAAACAUGUGUAAUGGGGACUCACCUCAGCCAAGCCCUCCAGCCCAAAGACAGCCAAUGAGGGAAACAGAGACGUGUUCACAGGAUGAUGGUCCACUCAGAAAGCUUGUUCCUCUUCUUGGUGAGGAGGAGUCUCUGAGGAAGAGCUUCGACCUUUUCGACGCCCUUGACGUUCGGAUCCUCAACAAGUUCUUCCGUAGCAUCGGCGUGAGCGACAACUCGAUCAAGAUGGCCGAGACGCAGAAUCCCGAAGACAAAGUCUACAACCUUCUGCAAGUUUGGAUGCAGAAGGAGGGGCUUCGAGCGGACAUCAACACCUUACUUCAGUCUCUGCUGGACCUGAAUCAGAGAUAUUCAGCCGAACAAAUAGUCUCUAAAGCUUUAGAUAAAGGCUUUUACAGAUCCGAGUGAAGACUUUAUAACCGUUAAAAAACCUCUUGUGGCAUAAUCUUCCUUUAAUGGAUCUCAAGUGCCAACCAUGGAGAUUUCUUUCUCUGUAGCAGUGGGUUUAAAAGCCAACACUGGACACUUUGAGGAUUUACACUGGCUAACAGAAGAGGGCGCUGUGCAUGCUAGAAGUAUUUGGUGCCUUAGCCCUCAGGCUUUUAAACUACAGGUUGGUCCAAAAGACUACAUGCUUUUGGUUUUUGCCAAAUGUUCAAGUUUAUAUGAGUUAGUGUAAAUAGUUGGACGCUGUUGUGUUUAUCGUGACCAUGUAGGGCACAAUAAUUGUCAAAUAUCAAGCACAAGCUGAAGAUUUGGACAAGGCUUGUCUUUACACUACAUGCCCUAAUUCACUGAUGAAUGAACAAAAACACUUCAUGACUGCAAACUACAGACGACUCGGUAGUGGAAUAAUUCAGACAUACACGUAAGGUUUCGUUUUAAUGUCAUGGUUGUUACAAAAAAUAUUGUAUGCCUCCGCCCCAUGUCAUUUGCUGAAAGUUGAAUUCCAAAAUCUGUUCUUAUUCUUCUUUGUGCGUGGCAACAAUGGCAUCUUUCCUUAUUUAUAUUUUAAAUAAGUGACAUAUUUAUUUAUAUUUUGUAAUUGCAUAUUAUUUAUACCUGUUAACAAUAUCUUCUCAAGUGUUUUCUAAAACAUUUAUCAUGACUGAGAGAUGUUCACACCUCCGGCUCUUUUCAAGCAGAUAGGCUGGAUGAGAUUCAGUGAUGCCACACAGAGUCCGUCUGUAACUAAGACAUUUCUACAUUUGUACUUAUUAUUUUUUUUACUGUGUCCUACCACGCGGACACACGUGAUGAGUUUUGUACCACGGUCAGUAUCACGCUUGCAACCGCUUCCGCAGAUCGAAUUCAGGCGUUUCAAAGUUCUGCCUGACUUCUCUUGUUUUAUGGGCGUUAGUGCACAGGUACGUGUUAAUAGUUAAGAUGAAGGAAGUGUAUACUCAUCCAAACUACUUGCAGUUCGCAUCGUUUUGCCUAGGAUGUACAUAGUUUAGUCAAGAAAGGAAACUAAUAGAUAUAUAUUUAUAGAAACCCCAUGUGCACAACUUAAUGAAGUAAAGACUGCCUAAACCGCGAAGGAACAAAUUUAAAUUUAAAUGAACAUAUGUUAUCUAAAUACAUAGGGUCCCUAAAGUUAUACAUAAACACCUGACUGAGCUGCAAAACUGUGUAGCUUUAUACAUGUAUGAAAUAUGGCCUUUUAGAUAUAUUUUCAGUGUUCAGAAAUGCUGAUCUCAGAUGAGUUAGCAAGGAAAGCUGAGGUGGAUUGGCACAAUGUCUCCCCCUCUUGUUAGAUAAUGAAAUUGUAGAGCUGUCGUACAGUGCCGGCGCUGCACCGAUUGACGUAGAAUUAAAUAGCAAGAGAAAAACUGCAUCAGUUUUAAGGGACUUUCUUUCUGUUCUGGCAAUCACAUGUUUUAUUCCUUUGCACUGAAUUUAACAUUAAAAAAGACUUAAAAUAGGUGCAGGAUUUUUUCCCUUAUCUGUUUAAGGGAAUUUUUAGUUUUAUACUUUUUUAAAAUUGAAUGCACAUUGCUUUUCAAUUACGCCUCUUAACACAGUUUGUCUCUGCUAGCUAUUUUCACUGUAUCUCUGUGAUUAGAAGUCUAUUUCGCGUAUCUUUUCCCCCCUAGACAAUUGUUUGCUCGUUUUUGAAUGUAAAAUGUUUGCUGUUACAAAGUUAUUUGUAAAUGGCUGUUUUAAAAUAAAAAUACAAAAUCUUAAA
This is a messenger RNA of Paramisgurnus dabryanus, 3296 nucleotides long. It is a transcript of the gene tnfrsfa, whose product is annotated as tumor necrosis factor receptor superfamily, member a. The record is from RefSeq and is a predicted model, not a curated record. Gene Ontology annotation, cellular component: plasma membrane; cell surface. NCBI's taxonomy places the organism in Eukaryota, Metazoa, Chordata, Actinopteri, Cypriniformes, Cobitidae. Gene Ontology annotation, biological process: TRAIL-activated apoptotic signaling pathway; positive regulation of apoptotic process. Gene Ontology annotation, molecular function: protein binding.